Molecule: messenger RNA, 393 nt
Organism: Clonostachys solani
Lineage: Eukaryota; Fungi; Ascomycota; Sordariomycetes; Hypocreales; Bionectriaceae
Source: the annotation of a GenBank genome assembly
AUGUGGGAUGCGAUGCGAGGAGGGAAGGCCGCCCAUCGAGGCAGAGCCUUGGGAUCUGGUGAUGCUACGCACACGGGCGACGCAGAUCAGGAAUCGACAAUCGGUAUCCGAUACAAGCGACACCAUCGCGCCUGCCCUCUGCUCGCGCUCGCGCGCUACGACACCGCCAAGUACCAGGUACCUCCCGCGAGGUACCGACCCGGCCCAGCUGCCCUCAACUCCUCGCCCAAGCCCCGACCCCCAUCCACUGUCUGGUCCGUCUCAGCUAAUCCGCUCCACCACCACUGCACCACCCCUUCCCUGGCCCUUUCGAAGGCCUUUGCCCCAGGAUCCAUGCUUGUUCGCCAGCGGCAGUGCCAGGAUAGGAUCCUCCCUCCCAUCGAGCCAUCGUAA